CACCACCUAUGCGCAAUCCCACGGCCGGUUUCCCCCUCCCCACCCCAACCCCCCCUCUCAUGGCAGCCGACGUCUCUAUCCGCGCACCGCUUCUCUGCCUUCAGCCACGCACCCAGUAACCACCGCCGAUUCUCACUCCCCCUUCGUCUUCUCCUUUUCCAGCCAAUUCGUGCUCUAGAGUUCUCAAUUGGAGCAUCGAUGUUUGGUGACAAGAUGAACUGUUCAAGGGGAGGGAGAUUAUUCCCCCUGUUGUUAUGUGCAGUGGUUUACCUCAUGGCUCAGCCGGGAGCUUGCAAUGUGGUGCUGAUAGCAAAUAACACAACCUUGUCAUUCAGUGAUGUCGAGGCAACCUUCACUCCUGCGGUGGAAGGUUCAGGUGUAAGCGGUGUAAUUUACACUGUAGAGCCGCUGGAUGCAUGCAGUCCUCUGAGAAAGAGGGCAGUUGACGGACCUAUAUCACCAUUUGCACUGAUUUUAAGAGGUGGCUGCCAGUUUGAUGAUAAAGUUAGAAAUGCUCAGGAUGCCGGAUUCAAGGCUGUGAUAGUAUAUGAUAACAAAGACCAUGGUGUCCUUGUUUCAAUGGCUGGAAGCUCAUUUGGAAUCGACAUAUAUGCUGUCUUCAUCUCUAAGGCCUCAGGAGAGGUGUUGAAGAAAUAUUCAGGUCAAAGUGAUGCUCAGUUGUGGAUAAUAUCAACGCAUGUGAACUCAGCUUUGUCAAUUAUGGCAAUUUCUUUCACAGCACUGCUUGCUAUGUCUGCUGUCCUAGCCACUUGUUUCUUUGUGAGAAGACACCAGAUAAGAAGGGACAUAGCUCGAAUGCCUGCAGCACGAGAAUUUCAUGGAAUGAGCAGUCAAUUAGUUAAGGCAAUGCCAAGUCUUAUUUUUACGGAAGUCCAAGAAGACAACUGUACGUCAGCAACAUGUGCCAUUUGCUUAGAGGACUACAGUGUUGGUGAAAAGAUAAGGGUGCUGCCUUGUCGUCACAAGUUCCAUGCUGCCUGUGUGGACCUGUGGCUCACUUCAUGGAGAACAUUCUGCCCUGUAUGCAAGCGGGAUGCAAAUGCUGGAGCGCCAAACCUCCCUGCAUCAGAGUCUACCCCUUUGCUUUCUUCUAUCAUCCACUUGCCUGCUGAAUCGACGGCUUUGGCUUCUUUUCGGUCAAUGGUGGCAGCAUCUCCUCCCAGGUCGAUAAGUCGGCAUCCAUCAUCACAGUCCAUAUCCCGCACACACUCCAAUUCCAGAAUGCACCGCAGUCAUAAUCCAUGCAGAUCUUAUUCCAACUCACCUACCAUCAGUACAAGUAGGAGCAAUGUAGACCUUGCAAACAUGUCAUCCCCAUGGUCUCACACUUCACACCUUGCAUCUGCAAACUCUCUUGGUGGAGGGCAUUUGUCUCCGCCGAUCAGCAUCAGAUAUACAUCACACUCUCGUUCCAGCUACGGUAUUUCAGGGCAGUACUUAGGUUCACCCCACAUACCUCGUUCCAGCUAUGGGUCUCCAACCUAUUAUCCUGGCUCUUCAGGGCAGCAGUACCCUUACAUUAGGCAACGCACGGAGUCAGGGCCAAGCCUAUUUACCAUGGUGCCCCAGUCACCACAACACACCCAGCUGCAGCACGGUGGCGACUCGGGGACGAGUCUAUCAGCUUCAACGUCGACUCAGUCACUGCAUCAGGCGUACCUACAGCAUUGCCCUGAUUCUGAUGCAAGCUUAUCGGCUCAGUCACUACCAGGCUGCUGAUAGAGCUAACAAAGUUUACCAUUGAAAUCCAGUUAGACCUCUUUCACGCAAAAAAUUGACUGUUCAGGGCGGCCAGCAAGCAAAGCUGAGCUUGCCUGGAAGAAGAGAGAAUCGGUGACCUUUAAUCUGACCAACUACUUGCUGGGAAUCUUGAAGCUGAAAAUGACUCUGCUGACCAUAUUUGAGUGUGCAAGGAUUGUCUUGACAUGCAUACGUUUUGAGGCGUGCCAUUUUCUGGUACUUCUAUACCAUGGGUGUAUAUUAUUACGGCUUAAUAGUGAUCUAUUAGUUGCAGCCAGAAAGGCCUUGAGCUAGUAAUAAAAUGGCAUGUAUUGCGGCCAUGAGUACUUCAGAGAAAUAUAUAUUCUUGAUCGUUCAUACAUCUUACUUUGUCCUCAAGGAUAUAUUGGUGUUACGUCGGAUC
Lolium rigidum is the source of this 2164-nucleotide messenger RNA. Its product is annotated as receptor homology region, transmembrane domain- and RING domain-containing protein 2-like. The transcript is spliced from 5 exons. Bases 199 to 1740 code for a protein of 513 amino acids. The record is from RefSeq and is a predicted model, not a curated record. Lineage: Eukaryota; Viridiplantae; Streptophyta; Magnoliopsida; Poales; Poaceae.